AUUUCGCAGGUGGCACACGUUCUAACCAGCGCGGAUAUUGCGGUUGUAUCUUGUGGAUUGCCUCGGCGAAUACAAUACAUAUAAGUUGUUCCGUACGGGUUGUGCCAGGCAAUUGUUAAAACGUAUAUAAAAUUCAAAUUCUUAGUCCCUUCAACUAAGCCGGUCACAUGAAAUUUCAACGUCCAUUGUGCCAGCGAGUUGAACAAUUGCACACGUUUCUAUGCGCCGGAAUGCAAGAAUUUUUUGUGCGUGUUUAUUUUAAGCUCUUUGACAUGGAGCCAAAGUUUUGAGGGAGUUCCAAACUGGACUGUACAUGGAAUAUUAAUUGUGCUCGGCUUUUUGUUAAGUGAAUUGUAAAAUAGAAAACAAAGACACUAAAAACCAGCAUGGGUCGCAAAAAAAAGCUGCCGACAGGCAUAUCGUCUGGAGGCAACAACUCCGCCAACGCCCCCAAAACGGUGGGCGGGUGCUGUGUGCCACUGGGAUUACCACAACCUUUGCUGCUCGAGGAGAAAAAGUUCCUGCUGGCUGUGGAGCGGGGAGACAUGCCGAAUGUGCGCAGGAUUCUGCAGAAGGCGCUGCGCCACCAGCACAUCAACAUCAACUGCAUGGACCCCCUGGGUCGGCGGGCCCUCACCCUGGCGAUAGACAACGAGAACCUGGAGAUGGUAGAGCUGCUCGUCAUCAUGGGUGUGGAGACAAAGGACGCCCUGCUCCAUGCCAUCAAUGCGGAGUUCGUGGAGGCGGUCGAGCUGCUCCUCGAGCACGAGGAGCUCAUCUACAAGGAGGGUGAGCCCUACAGUUGGCAAAAGGUGGAUAUAAACACGGCCAUGUUUGCUCCGGAUAUCACGCCCCUGAUGCUGGCUGCCCACAAAAACAACUUUGAAAUAUUACGUAUACUCUUGGAUCGCGGGGCAGCAGUGCCCGUGCCACAUGAUAUACGUUGCGGUUGUGAGGAGUGCAUGCGUUUAAUGGCCGAGGACUCGCUGAGGCACUCCCUUUCCAGAGUCAACAUUUACCGGGCUCUGUGCAGUCCUUCGCUGAUCUGCUUGACCUCUAAUGACCCGAUCCUGACGGCCUUCCAGUUGUCCUGGGAAUUAAGGAACCUGGCUUUGACCGAGCAGGAGUGCAAAGCAGAGUACAUGGACUUGCGGCGACAGUGCCAAAAGUUUGCGGUGGAUCUUUUAGAUCAGACAAGGACCUCCAACGAACUGGCCAUUAUCCUGAACUAUGACCCGCAAAUGUCGAGCUAUGAGCCGGGAGACAGAAUGAGCCUGACACGACUGGUCCAGGCCAUAUCCUACAAACAGAAGAAGUUCGUUGCCCACUCGAAUAUUCAACAAUUACUCUCAUCGAUUUGGUACGAGGGUCUCCCCGGUUUCCGGCGCAAGAGCAUUGUGGACAAGGCCCUGUGCAUCGGCCAGGUGGCGGUCCUGUUCCCACUCUACUGCCUUAUCUACAUGUGUGCCCCAAACUGCCGCACGGGGCAGCUGAUGCGCAAGCCCUUUAUGAAAUUUCUGAUACAUGCCUCCUCCUAUUUGUUUUUCCUAUUCAUUCUAAUUCUGGUCUCGCAACGGGCGGAUGAUGACUUUGUCCGCAUCUUCGGCACGGACAGGAUGAAAAAGGAGCUGGCCGAGCAGGAGCUGCGACAACGUGGCCAGGCACCCACCAAGCUAGAGCUCCUCGUCGUCCUUUACGUGAUUGGCUUCAUGUGGGAGGAGGUCCAGGAGAUAUUUGCCGUCGGCAUGAAGAACUAUUUACGCAACAUGUGGAAUUUUAUCGACUUUCUACGCAACAGUCUCUAUGUGAGUGUCAUGUGUCUGAGAGCCUUUGCCUACAUCCAACAGGCCACGGAAAUAUCCAGAGACCCCCAGAUGGCGUAUAUACCCCGAGAAAAGUGGCACGACUUUGAUCCUCAACUGAUUGCCGAAGGCCUCUUUGCGGCGGCCAAUGUUUUCUCGGCCUUGAAAUUGGUCCACAUGUUCAGCAUCAAUCCGCACCUGGGACCUCUGCAGAUCUCGCUGGGCCGAAUGGUCAUUGACAUUGUGAAGUUCUUCUUCAUCUACACGUUAGUGUUAUUCGCCUUCGCCUGCGGUCUCAACCAGCUCCUGUGGUACUUUGCGGCGCUGGAGAAGAGCAAGUGUUAUGUCCUGCCAGGCGGGGAGGCCGAUUGGGGCAACCACGGCGACUCCUGCAUGAAAUGGCGUCGCUUUGGCAACCUUUUCGAGUCCUCGCAGUCGCUGUUUUGGGCCAGCUUCGGAAUGGUCGGCCUGGAUGACUUCGAGCUCAGUGGCAUCAAGUCGUAUACGCGAUUUUGGGGACUGCUCAUGUUCGGCUCGUACAGCGUCAUCAACGUGAUUGUUCUCCUCAACCUACUGAUUGCCAUGAUGUCGAAUUCGUAUGCCAUGAUUGAUGAGCACUCAGACACUGAGUGGAAAUUCGCUCGCACCAAGUUGUGGAUGAGUUUCUUUGAGGAUAGUGCUACUCUACCGCCUCCUUUCAAUGUCCUGCCGUCGGUUAAAUGGCUGAUCAGGAUGUUCCGCAAGUCUAGCAAGGCCAUCGAUCGUCAGCGCUCUAAGAAGCGACAGGAGCAGGAGGAGUACAGCAAAUACGAUAAUAUUAUGCGUUCUCUGGUCUGGCGAUAUGUGGCCGCCAUGCAUCGCAAGUUCGAGAAUAAUCCUGUAUCCGAGGACGAUAUCAACGAAGUGAAGAGCGAAAUAAACACAAUGCGCUAUGAAAUGCUAGAGAUUUUCGAGAACAGCGGCAUGGAUGUCUCCUCGGCCAACAAGAAGGAUAAACAACGAAGACCUCGUCGCAUCAAGGUCUGGGAGCGACGUCUAAUGAAGGGCUUCCAGGUGGCACCGGUUCAGUCUAGUUGCGAGACCGAUGCCUUUGGAAAUGUCAACGGUCUGGGUGAUAUGAGGGAGAUCAAGGUGGAGUCCAUACCCUCCAAGCCGGCCAAGGAGACCGCCAAGGAGCGAUUCCAACGAGUGGCCAAAACUGUUCUCCUGCAAUCCACUGCCCACAAGUGGAAUGUGGUCUUGAAAGCCGCCCAGGACUCUCAGAUAGGACGAUGCACUCAAAACGAGAGGAAAAGCCUGCAGAAUCUGGGCAGAGCCAUUGAAGAGGCCAAGAGACUCAUAAUGCUGAAUCCUAAUUGUCCUUCCGGUCGGGAGUCACCCAUCCGCAUUGAAUUCGAGGACGAGAAGACCAGCACUCUGCUGGAUUUGUUGAAUCAAAUAAGUGAUGAAAUCUCCCACAAUGAGACACCCAAGAUCAAGACCAUCUGGCGGCCACCCAUUAAGUCCGUACCUGCCCGGGCCAUGGCCUUGAACAAUGGGAGAUCCUUGACAGCUCCUGAGCUGAAAGUCAGCAGGAAAGCAUCACCGGCUCCCACGCCAGGGCCUACUCCAGGAUCAUCGAUAAGCCAGUUGGCCAGACAGAGGGAGCUGCCUUUGUGUCCCAGCAAACUGGUGACUGAUUCAACUCCUGCUCCUCCUUCUAAUCCUGGUCCUUUGAAGAAGGCAGCCCCCUUGGCUCCGGCACCACCUCCCUAUAAAUCCAGCCAUACACCCUUUUCCGUAGAGGGUCGAGUUCAAGGCAAUAGUCGUACCUCACAUGGUGUGCCAUCUGGCCAUUCCAAUUUCGACAUCCAUGUGGUAGAUCUGGAUGAGACGACGGCCAGAGGGUCCUUGGCCAAGGACAAUGUGUCCGAUAUUAGCUCGAUUGCCAGUACGAGUCCCCAGCGGCCAAAACAUCGAAACUAAAUGUGAUUGUGGCAUGGACACGGGUGAUAAAUAUCCAAAGUAAAAGGUCCUUCCAAACAAAAAUAGAAACAAAAUACAAAAUCUUUAUUCUUAUAACUUUAUUCAUAUAUGUACAAAGAAAAAGAAUAAAACUAUUUAGGAAAAUUAAA
Messenger RNA from Drosophila bipectinata, 3916 nucleotides. RefSeq names its product transient receptor potential-like (gene trpl). Gene Ontology annotation, biological process: calcium ion transmembrane transport; regulation of cytosolic calcium ion concentration. Gene Ontology annotation, cellular component: plasma membrane; cation channel complex. Lineage: Eukaryota; Metazoa; Arthropoda; Insecta; Diptera; Drosophilidae. The record is from RefSeq and is a predicted model, not a curated record. Gene Ontology annotation, molecular function: store-operated calcium channel activity; protein binding; inositol 1,4,5 trisphosphate binding.